Caenorhabditis bovis is the source of this 858-nucleotide messenger RNA. Lineage: Eukaryota; Metazoa; Nematoda; Chromadorea; Rhabditida; Rhabditidae. The record is from the annotation of a GenBank genome assembly.
AUGCGUGCCGUCUUUGUCAUUAUAUCGUCAGCGAUUAUUCAACUUUCGACCGCAUUUAUCAUUCGAUCCUACGUGCCACCAAAUGCCAAGUGCAACUCAACAUUAGCCGUGAGCUGUUUUGCUGAACUAUUUGGUAUGAUUUCUGAAGUGUGUCAGCAGCGCGAAAUUUCUUUCAGAUGCGUUCAUUAUACGUUCCUCGAUGAAUGUUUCGAAUCGCGUGUCGGGAAAUGUGAUUCGGCAUCUAUUGCGCGAGUUGGAGCACAGGGUUAUAGGCAAGCGAUCAUUGGAUGUCAGUCCAGUCGCAAACAUAAAAUUCAAGGGACGUUACCGAUUCUUAGCGCACCGCCUGCGCAAAGCUUUCCAACCCCCGUGCAAUUAAUUAGUGCCUUAGGUUAUCUUCAAACUCAGUGUGCAUUAAGCAAGAGCAAGAACUGCUCAAGCGAUCAUGUACAAAAUAUAAUGGCACAAUGUGAAGAGCAAAUGAAACCAUCUGUUGGUUAUCCACAAUUCGAUCGGCACCGUCUUCUAAGGAUAAAAAUGGACACUUCGCGAAAGUUGCUUAUGUAUGAUGAAACUGACAAAGAGCGAGAGUGUCUUGUAGUGCGCUCAACAUUAUCCGAAAUGUAUACUCUUCAUCAAGCCAACUGUUAUCACUCUCUUGUCACUCGCUGUCUUUGUGAAAGGCUUCGAUUCAAUGUUCAUUGUGGUAUCAAUUGUGACCAACUAGAGCCAAACUCGCCGGACCAAAACUUACUUGCUUGGGAUGAUUGGAAAGAAGCUCGACUGCUUCACGGACACUCAUCGCGCGUCUUUUCUCCAGUGACAUUAAUUGGGCUUAUUGCCAUUUUCUUUCUUUGA